ACAACCGGAAACAGAUAACAUCACCCGGAAGUAUAUUACAAGUCUGCUCCUGCUCUCACUACAGCAUACGAAGGACCUGAGAUUGUAAUGUUUGCUGUACUUCAGUUCUUAUUGUGAGAGACCUGUGUUAAAAUCAGAGGACGGCUACUGCCCACGGGCUGCUGUGUUGUUUUGUUUUUGUUUAUGUGACCCAUUCACAUGUGGUUUGGCAACCAUUACGUUUAUUAGCAUUAGCGCUUACCCUCUAGUGCAAUGUCAACAGCACCAGAGGCGCCUCCAGGUGAGUCCAAGACCCGUCAGAUGAUGAAGAACUGCUGGAGCUGUCGGCUCAUCUCUGGCGGAGGUCUAAUCCUGUCCGGAGCGUAUGUGUUCCACUCGGCCCGGAGAGUGAUGCAGCAAGGCACCCUCAUGUCUAUGGGCACAGUGGCACAGAUCACAUUUGCUGCUAGUUUGGCUGCAUGGGGGUUGGUUAUCAUCGCUGACCCCUUGGGGAAAGCGCAGAAGAAGACGUGAAAUCUGUGAAGAAGCUGGUGGAGGACGAGUGUGUUGAAAAAGGCUCUAUGCAGUGCUGUGCAGACAUCAUGGAAUAAAAACUUCACACCAGGCCGAAGAUGCUGCUCUGGAGUGUGUAGAAAAUGUAUUCUGUGUUUGCAAUUUAAGCGACCUCAGACAAAAAUAAGAUUGUGUAUCCUGCGACAAUGGAACUUGUAAAUUGUUUGAAUAUAAAAAAGGAAAGAUAUCAUAAUAAAGAAAGCAAUUUUACAUUUGUCACA
Molecule: messenger RNA, 773 nt
Organism: Notolabrus celidotus (New Zealand spotty)
Lineage: Eukaryota; Metazoa; Chordata; Actinopteri; Labriformes; Labridae
Gene: dmac1
Product: distal membrane arm assembly complex 1
Exons: 2
Coding region: 253-513 (86 amino acids)
Source: RefSeq, a predicted model, not a curated record